AUGGGAAAGAACAAGAAGAAAAGUAAAAAGAACGAUGACACAGAAGACGACACCAAACGACAACCUUCUGUCGAUGAUACUCAACCAUCCGAAAAAGAGCUAACCACGGUAUUGGAAAAUUCUAAAUCUUCACAAGAAGCGAUUGAGUCAAAUGGAGGAGCAACAAUUGAGCCACAAUCGAAUGAGGGUGACGACAAACUGAUAUUGGAAAAGUUGCAACAAGUUGAGAAGGAACGGGAUGAUAUAAAACGCUCCUAUGACAAUCUAGUCAGCAGAUUAUCCUCAUUCAAAAGUGUAUUUGCCAGCAUGAAGAAGGCCGAGGUUGAACUCGAAGAGAAAACUGACCUAGUGGAGAAGCUAAAUGAGGAGAAUGAGAAACUAAAAACUGAAAACGAUAAAUUAAAGAGCUCUCUCGAGGAAGAAGCUUCCAACAAAGUGGACGCCCAAUUGUAUUCGGAGCUACAGGAGCAAAAUACCGGUCUCAACAACGAAUGUGAGAAAUUGAGCGAUACUUUAACCAAAACUAGACGGGAAUAUACCUCAACAAUUGAAGAGUUGCAAGAUGAAAAGUACGGCUUGGAGAAUGAAAAUUCAAAAUUGUCCAAGCUAGUGCACGAGUUGAAACAAGAAUUGAAUGAAAUUUCAGCAUCUCGAAAUGAGUCUGACCAGGAAAAGAAAGCUUUGGCCGACUCAAUCAAUGAUUUGAAAGAGCGCCUCGAAACCAAAGAAGCUGAAGUGAAUAACUUCAACACGAAAAUAGAUGAAUUGAACAAACUUAUAUCUACAAAGAGCUCCAAGUUUGAAGAGGAAAAGUUGUCCUUGCUAACGAACAUUACUACAUUGGACAAACAAUUGGAAGCAAAGGACAACAACAUCAAAACACUACAAGCCGAGGCGGAAAGCAUGAAGCAAAAACUUAUAGAAUCUGAGCUGAAAGCUGCAGAGAUUUUAGAAUUGAAAAAAGAAGUCAACAACAAACAACUCCUUAUAGGCAAGCUACGUCACGAAGCAGUAAUAUUGAACGAACACUUGACCAAGGCAUUAACAAUGAUGAAACAGAAAGGCGAAGGAUCAAAUAAAACGGUGGAUGCGGAGUUGCUAUCAAAUGUGAUUAUCAGCUUUUUGCAAUUCCCUAGAGGAGAUUCAAAGAAAUUCGAGGCAUUAAAUCUAAUCAGUGCAUUGUUAGAAUGGGACGAUCUGCAAAAGAUUGCAGCUGGUUUGCAACAUGUACCAAAUGCAAAAGGGGGUAAAAAUAAAAUAGAUUCAAAUGGGAAUGAACUUUCAGCAAGGCAAAGCUUCGUAUCUUUGUGGACUGAGUUUUUGGAAAAGGAAUCUAGUGGUAAGUAG
Molecule: messenger RNA, 1347 nt
Organism: Lodderomyces theae
Lineage: Eukaryota; Fungi; Ascomycota; Pichiomycetes; Serinales; Debaryomycetaceae
Exons: 1
Coding region: 1-1347 (448 amino acids)
Biological process (GO): endoplasmic reticulum to Golgi vesicle-mediated transport; Golgi organization
Cellular component (GO): Golgi apparatus
Molecular function (GO): small GTPase binding
Source: RefSeq, a predicted model, not a curated record